Cryptomeria japonica (Japanese cedar) is the source of this 2403-nucleotide messenger RNA. RefSeq lists its product as uncharacterized. The record is from RefSeq and is a predicted model, not a curated record. Lineage: Eukaryota; Viridiplantae; Streptophyta; Pinopsida; Cupressales; Cupressaceae. The transcript has 8 exons. Bases 199 to 2097 code for a protein of 632 amino acids.
AAUAUAUUACCCUACAAAAGAGGGAAAUCGACAUCACAGCUGGUUUUUCGCUUGUCCAAAAUAUUGUCCGCCUGCAAAACACUAAUUCUGCUUUUCUUGUUCUUCUUAAUGAGUCGGACUUCUCUGGGAGAUCUUGAGCGCCGUGAGUUCGUUCCUGUGUUACAUUAAUUCGUUUUCCCAAGCUUUUCAUCAUUUUUAAUGUCACUGAUGAGGUUAUCAGGAGCGCCGGGAUCUAUCAGAAAGAAAUCUUCAACUUCAACAUCAAAACAUCAUUUAUGUGGCAGAUUACGCCUCAUCCUCAUUCUCUUUCUCAUAUGUAUUCUAUUUAUCUUUCCUCUUUAUCGCACACUAUUCCAUGGAAUAUAUCUCACAGAUCACAAUGGUCAUGAACAACAUGAUGGCUAUAAUAGAGCAUUGUCGAAUGAACUCCUAAACAGGACAAUUGAAGACCAUUAUGAUGAUCAAAGUAAAUUGGGUGAUGAAAUAGAUGACACAGACCAAUCUUACAUAAACAGCUCUAAUAGGUCUAAUGGGUUUCAGUAUCAGAAAGAAUAUGGUGAAAAGUUAGCUUCUGCGUUUCUUCAGGAGGAGAAAAGACACCCAUCCACAUGUGCUACAGUAGAAGAAAUGGGUGUUGCCUUUUCAGGCCAGGGAGAAGAAGAAGCUAGCCUCAGAGUAAGAAGAAUGAUUCACAAUUACUUUUCUGAACAUGGUGCACCAAGAGUCACAGAACUUCCUGCAAGUAAGUUUUGUAGGCAAAACUUUGUUUUUGGAAGAUCGUCAGAAGCUGGAUUUGGCAAUGAAAUGUACAAAAUAUUAACAGCAGGAGCAUUGGGCCUGCUAUUGAAUCGACCUUUAAUUCUUGGUGAAAACAGGGAUAAGCACUCAUUUGGUGGUUAUAUUACAUAUUCGAAUCAGACAUUUAGUCUAAAAGAGAUAAAGCUUCUUUGGGCAAGGAAUGACUGUGCAGGCAAGUACAAAAGGCCUCUUGUUAUGAGAAUUGAUGAUUUUGAAAUGCCAACACGCACUCAUGUGUUUUGUGAGGACUGGAGAGAUUGGAAACAACCCAUUGUUUGGUUCAAGGGUACAACAGAUACUGUCGCAAUUCAGUUUUUCUUGAAGAAUUUACAUCCUGGCAUGAGAGAUGCUGCCUCAAUGCUGCUUGGAGACCCCAGCAUGCCAAGCUCCAGACCUAAUUUAUUUGGAGAACUAAUGAAAGUCCUUAUCUCUCCUGCACAUGCUGUUGAAGAGGCUGUGAAUUGGGUUUUAAAUAGUGGUCCUGAUCCGGAUAUUACUUUACACCUUAGAAUGCGUGGUAGUAGGUCUAAAAGAGCACUAUAUGCAGCCGUCAACUGUUUUCAGAGAUCCCUUCAUGAACUUUCACUUAAGGAUGCAAAGCCUCGAGUGGUAUUGGUUACUGACACACCAUCAGUUGUAGGGCAUAUCAAAAACAGGUUGAAAGAAUAUGCUGAGGUUCUUCAUUUUGAUUACAAGUCGUAUGCAAGUAAAAAUGUCAGUAACAUUCUGAGUACAAAUUACCUUCAGCUUCCUCAAAUGAGAGCAAAGGACUGGGGUCCCAUGCCAAGAUGGGUUGCAUUUGUAGACUUUUUCCUUGCAUCUCGAGCCACACGUGCAGUUAUAUCUGGAGCUCACAGGCGAGUGGCUACUACAUAUGCUCAGCUUAUUGCUGCCAUGGCAGCAGCCAAUAAGCUUGACAUGCUCCAUACAGAUAGAACUUUGGCACAUCCGCUCAAUUUUUCUUUUUACAGCAGCUUUCAGAGUACCUUAUUGGUAGAGGGUUUGGGGAACCAGAUAGGAUGGGGGCAUGCUUGGAAUCGCUUUGGAGGACAAUUGAGCUGUCAUAACCAAACCGAUCAAUGUGCUCUCACACCAUUGCUUCCACCCGGUUUGUGGGAUGGACCAUGGCAGUCACCCAUUCGUCGUGAUAUUCACCGGCUAAAUAAUUUUGGUGUUCAUUUAACAGAGAAAGGUGAGUUUUCAGAAACUAAACUGUUAUCAUUCUGUAAAUCUAGGAAGGUUCCGGUGAACACAGUAACUCUUGAGUUGCCUGCCUGCAAGAAAUGCCAGAAAAAUUGAGAUCACAUUGUACAGGCAAAGUUCCCAUUCUUUUGGCUUCAUUACUACAGUGAGCAAUAUUUUCAACACGUGCCCAAGUUAAUACUUAAUUCAUGCCUUACAAUUGGAGGUCAAUCACAGGGAAGCUUGUGUAAUGGAGCUACAAAUGAAAAUCGUCAAUUCUUGUAUCUCUUUGUCUCUGAAGUCCUGAUUGCAUUUUUUUCCCCUUGAGAUCUCAUCCUCUCGACCAUGAUUAUAUUUUGAGAAUUUGAAGAGGUAAAUGUAAAUUUGCGUAUGAAUGAAAUAUGGAUGGACGUUCAUAUUCAA